Vittaforma corneae ATCC 50505 is the source of this 1500-nucleotide messenger RNA. RefSeq lists its product as uncharacterized. The record is from RefSeq and is a predicted model, not a curated record. Lineage: Eukaryota; Fungi; Microsporidia; Nosematidae. Gene Ontology annotation, cellular component: transcription factor TFIID complex. Bases 1 to 1500 code for a protein of 499 amino acids. Gene Ontology annotation, biological process: transcription by RNA polymerase II; RNA polymerase II preinitiation complex assembly. The transcript has a single exon. Gene Ontology annotation, molecular function: histone acetyltransferase activity; TBP-class protein binding; RNA polymerase II general transcription initiation factor activity.
AUGGAUAGAUACCACAGAGAGCCAGACGAGCUUAAUGAAAAUGAUACCAUUCUUGAGAAAUACUACACACACGGCAAUAAAGAAUUUGUAGAAACAAACAAAACAUCAGAGAUUAACUUUCUAAACUUUCUGGUAAAGGAAAUUCCCUAUGAGUACAAGCUUAAGAAACUAAGAACUAGGAAGAGCCCGCACGACCCAAUAGGAUCUGAAAUAGACGAUGGCCAUCGCUUUAGAAACACUGUUUCGAUAACAAAAUCCGGAACAUCAACCAUCCAGUCCCUUUCUAGUUCCUCAAGACAUAUAGGGAUUCGUGAAUUUCUGAAAAAGAAACAGCUAGAAAAUGAAAUUAAAAAUCAAUAUGAAAAUGCAUUUGGAAGCCUAAAACCGGCUGAUGUUAUGCCUAUUGAGGUAAUCGAUUGGGAAGAUGAUGUAUUUAACAAAUCAGAAGAAACUUCAAUCUCAACCAAGGAAUAUGUUAAUGAAUUGCUAGAAAGCGGAUGGGAAAAGCACAUAACUAUCGAUCCUAAUGAGAUGCCAGUGCAAAAGCCUUAUCUCACCCUAUAUAUUGAUGAUCCCAACCUCAUUUUUGAGAAAAUUGAAGAAAAGAAAGCAAAAAUAAAAAAGAAGUCACAUAAAAUAGGAUCGCUUGAUAAGCCCCUUAAAAACAAGUAUAAUAUCAGCAAUGAUAAAUAUUAUGUUUCUGAAUCAAAGAGCAAGGUAUCCUUGGGUACAUUUGGUGUUCAGCACUCACUGCCUGCGCUCAGAUUAGAUCCCAGAUUCUAUAAAACCAACCAUACGAAAGAAGAAUUGAGAAACUUUCACCGUCCCCCGAUAUGUAUUAAGAGUGCGCUUUCCUUUAAGGGGCCAUCAUCAUCCAAGUUUGCAGGCAAUAUUAUUAAAAAGGCACACGAGCUAUCUCUUUCAGAUUCCACGCCAUUCAAAAUAUUCGAAUAUUUCGAAGAGUUUCCAUUUUUUGUCGUAAAUCCAGGCAUGGUUAGCUUAAUGAGUACAUACUACAGAAAGAUGGACUCGAUUGAUGAGCCCACCAUUGAUGGAUGCACUGUUCUUGAAGUAGAAGAUGAGGCACCAUUCUAUGGGUUUGGGAAUAUUAAGCCAGGAACCUAUGUGCCUACUCUUGCCAAUAAUCUUUUUAUCGCACCCAUUGCACCACACAAAUCAUCGGACUUUCUGUGCAUUAUUGACGAUGAUAGAAUCGUUAUGCGACCCAUUGAUAAUAUCUAUCUGGUUGGCCAGGAAUUUCCCAAAGAGGAAGUGUAUGCGCCACACUCUCGAAGAUUAAAUCAAUUCUGUAAGGAUCGGCUGAAGGUUGCAGCAUAUCGUAUAUUUUCAAAAGGCAAAGAUCUGCAAAUGCAACAGCUGGAUCUGAUGUUUCCAUACUUUUCAGAAGGUAGCAAGAGAAAAUGGCUUAAAGAGUACAGCGACUGUGUAAAAAAGGGGAAGAUAAUCUAUGGACUCUUAAAGACUCGUUUUCUAUUAUAG